CCCACAAGUUCGCCUCAAGUGAAGACUUCUCUUCCCGACAGCCGUGGUGCCAAACGACAUGUAUAUCAAAAUGGAUGUUUGAUCAAUGUGCUUAAAAGGGAACAACUUCUUUCCACUCAAUUCGUCUACGUGGAAUUUGGUGCCGGACGUGGAGGUCUGUCACAUUGGUUGAAUUUAUGCUUGGCAUCUGAACAACAUGAGAAUCAGGAUGCGCUGGAGAACGAGGUGGCCUGGAUAACGAAGCCGGUCGACACGGUGUUUGUCCUCAUCGAGUUGAAAAGCACACGCUAUAAGUAUGAUAUCAGACAUCGGGAAGCCGGAAAUUUCAUUCGCUUACACAUGGAUAUUGCACAGCUGAACCUCGGCAAGUGCUUUUGA
Molecule: messenger RNA, 378 nt
Organism: Echinostoma caproni
Lineage: Eukaryota; Metazoa; Platyhelminthes; Trematoda; Plagiorchiida; Echinostomatidae
Source: the annotation of a GenBank genome assembly